Silurus meridionalis is the source of this 1930-nucleotide messenger RNA. Its product is annotated as piggyBac transposable element-derived protein 4-like. The transcript has 3 exons. Lineage: Eukaryota; Metazoa; Chordata; Actinopteri; Siluriformes; Siluridae. Bases 47 to 1918 code for a protein of 623 amino acids. The record is from RefSeq and is a predicted model, not a curated record.
UGUAUGUUUGUACACAAAUGUCAUAAGCUGAGUGAAGGUAUGGUCCAUGGUUUUUGACAUGUUCGUACACAUACAGAAUAAAAUGAUGCCAUUUUAUUUUUAUUGGCCAUCAUUGAAUUAUAACACCAAAAGUGAAUUUUGUUUUUGUGUGAUCUCUCCAGCUUUGCAAGGUGUGAUUCUGUCCAUUGUGACUGUGUAUGUAAGGAAGAAUCAUUUCUUCUUCGCAUUUUUGAGAACGCACAUCAGGAUGGCCUCCGUAUCACUGCCACACAGGAAGAACCUCUCCGCGCAACAGGCUUUGGCCUUGCUUCAGGAAAUGGACUCUGAUGGAGGAGUGAUUUCAUUUGUCCAGCAGGCCACUGAUACCUCCUCAAAAGAAUCCGAAAAGGAGACGGAACAAGAAUCCGACAUGCCUCCACGGAAGAUGCACCGUGGUGCUGGGAAGCCCUGUCUGAGCCAGACGGCAAAAGACGGCACUGUGUGGGUAGAGGAGGACAUUGGAAUGUCCAAUGUAGUAGCAAAUCACUCGUGCUUUACUGCGCAAGCUGGACCCACAGAGUCUGCUAAGCGUAAAAUUACAAGCGUGCUUCAAAGCUUCCUUUGCCUGUUAGACAUGGAAAUACUGCAGACCAUCAGGGAGUGCACAGUCCAUCAAGCCCGCAGAACAGAGCCGAACUGGAAUUUGGCAGUUCAGGAACUGAUGGCAUUCAUUUCAAUUCUGUUUGUAAGAGCAAUCAUGUGUCCCGUUGGUGCCAUUGUGGAUUGCUGGUCAGAAAGCUUUCUGGUGCCAGUAAUCAAAGAUAUAAUGUACCGAGAUAGAUUCAUUUCAAUUAUGCAACACCUUCGAUUUGAUUACGAGGACAUGCGGGCAGAACGGGUGAAAACAGACAAAUUUGCUGCGAUCUCCGACAUCUGGACACGCUUUAUCAAGAACUGUGUUGAGAGUUUCACUCCAGGUGAACACAUGACCAUAGAUGAACAGCUGUUCCCUACCAAGGUUCGUUGUCCAUUCACACAGUAUAUCGCAACCAAGCCAGACAAAUUUGGGAUCAAGUUCUGGUUGGCCACGGAUUUGGAGACCAAAUAUGUCUGCAAUGCAUCUCCUUACUUGGGAAAGGACCCCAGUCGUCAGAAGGGAGAGAGGCUGGCAGAGAACGUGGUCAUGAAUCUGAUGGAGCCAUUUUUGGAUAAUGGCAGAAAUGUCACGACGGACAAUUUCUUUACUUCAAUGUCACUGUCGCACAGACUGCUGCAGCGCAAAACAACACUACUGGGCACGGUGAAUAAAGCCCGGCGUGAACUUCCUCAACUUGCAAAAGACACUGCACAGCGAGAGUUAUUCUCCACUUCAGUGCUUAAAAGUGGCAGUGUCUGCUUGACAAUUUAUUCACCUAAAAAAAACAAGACUGUGUGUGUUCUAAGUUCCAUGCACCAAGACGUGACGAUCGGUGACAGCAGAAAGAGGAAACCCAACAUGAUAACAGACUAUAACCACAUGAAGUGUGGUGUAGACGUGUUGGACCAAAUGGCACGGAUGUAUUCCGUAAGAGCAGCAACACGCAGGUGGCCAGUAGCGUUUUUUUAUAAUAUGCUGGACCUGGCGGCGGUGAAUGCCUACAUUUUGUACAAGGCAUGUACAGGGUGGACAGGCAAAAGAAGAUUGUUUCUGAGUCUUCUAGCUAAGGAACUUCGUUGCCGGUUCAUGAAGCACAAGGAAAAAUUGGCACAGAGGCAGGCUGCUAAAGCUGCUGCAGCUGCUGCAGCUGCUGUGCCAGGGACUGUACAGACAACGCAGUGCCAGGUGCAAGAGAGCUGCAACAGGAAUCGCAGCAGAUUUACCUGUGCAACAUGUCAGAAAUACACCUGUGCCAAAUGCAGGGACGAUAGACACUGGGUUUGCAAACGCUGUAAAGUUUAAAACACUUUAAAA